AGACGGUAGUAAAAUGGCCGAAAUUGAAGCUUAUGUACGCUUACAGCGACGGAAUCGGCGAAAUGUGAGACAAUUCCGUCCUCGCAUUCAAUUCGUGAAUGUUCGAGACAUGGACUUUGUGUCAAGGUAUCGGGUUGACCGCGCUACGACCCAAGAAUUGAUUGAAAUAGUUGGGCAGGAUUUAUCCCGCGGGACUCAGGGAGGACACUCCAUACCUCCUGACACACAGCUGCUGUUGAGUCUGAGAUACUUAGCCAAAGGGGCGUUUUACAGUGAAGUCGCAGACACUCAUGGUGUAAGCAGAAGCACAGUUUGCAGAGUAAUUGGCCGAGUUGUCAAUAGUAUAAAUGCAAAUAUUGACAAUAUAAGAUUUCCCACGCAGCCUCAGAGUUUGCUUCAGACGAAACGCGAAUUUUACAGAAAGUGCUCACUGCCGAAUAUUGUGGGUGCUAUUGAUGGCACUUUGGUACCAAUAGUGGCACCAACAGAGAAUGAAGAGGUGUACGUGUGCAGAAAAGGGUUUCAUGCCCUUAAUUGUCAGGCGGUCUCCUCACCAGACCUGCAAUUCCUGGAUGUUGUUGCUCGGUGGCCAGGUUCCAGGAAAUGGCCCAUGUUUAUUGGAAAGAUGCUUUUUAGCUCAACUGUCAUAUAUGAAAUAUAUAUAUUGGAGCUAUAG
Molecule: messenger RNA, 676 nt
Organism: Dreissena polymorpha
Lineage: Eukaryota; Metazoa; Mollusca; Bivalvia; Myida; Dreissenidae
Product: putative nuclease HARBI1
Exons: 4
Coding region: 14-676 (220 amino acids)
Source: RefSeq, a predicted model, not a curated record